AUGGAGAAACAGAAUCGCGCAAUGGUGACUGAAUUCAUUCUGAAAGGCAUCACUGACCGCCCUGAGCUGCAGGCCCCAUUAUUCGGGUUGCUCCUUGUCAUCUAUCUGAUCUCAGCAGUGGGAAAUUUGGGCAUCAUCAUCCUCACCAACACAGACUCCGGGCUGCAAACGCCAAUGUAUUUUUUUUUUUUUCUCAGACACCUGGUUGUCACUGAUCUUGCCUAUUCAACACCAGUGGGCCCCAAAAUGUUAGGAAAUUUUGUUGCAGAACAAAAUACAAUCCCUUAUCAUCUUUGUGCUGUGCAGCUCACUUCCUUCCUUCUUUUCAUUACUUGUGAACUUUUUAUUCUGUCUGCAAUGUCCUAUGACCACUAUGUGGCCAUCUGUAACCUUCUGCUCUACACUGUCAUCAUGUCACAAAGGGUAUUCUGGGCACUGGUGGCAAUUCCAUAUGUUUACAGUAUAUUUAUGUGUCUAAUAGUCACCCUGAAGAUUUUCAUUUUAUCCUUCUGUGGAUACAACACCAUCAAACAUUUCUUCUGUGACUGUAUUCCCUUGAUAUCUUUGCUCUGUUCAAAUACACAUGAAGUUGAAUUGAUAAUUAGAUUCUUUGCAACUUUUGAUUUGAUUUCUUCACUUCUGGUCAUCCUUGUGUCCCACUUGCUCAUCCUCAUAGACAUUCUCAGGAUGAACUCUGUUGAGAGCAGGAGGAAGGCUUUUUCUACCUGUGGGUCCCACCUCACAGUGGUCACAGUCUUCUAUGGGACUUUGAUAUUUAUGUAUGUGCAGCCUAAGUCAAGCCACUCCUUUGACACUGAUAGAGUGUCUUCCAUAUUUUACACACUGAUCAUCCCGAUGUUGAAUCCCUUGAUCUACAGCUUGAUGAAUAAAGAUGAAAAAAUGCCUUAG
This is a messenger RNA of Nannospalax galili (Upper Galilee mountains blind mole rat), 909 nucleotides long. RefSeq names its product olfactory receptor 8K3-like. Gene Ontology annotation, biological process: G protein-coupled receptor signaling pathway; sensory perception of smell. The record is from RefSeq and is a predicted model, not a curated record. Bases 1 to 909 code for a protein of 302 amino acids. The transcript has a single exon. Lineage: Eukaryota; Metazoa; Chordata; Mammalia; Rodentia; Spalacidae. Gene Ontology annotation, molecular function: odorant binding; olfactory receptor activity; G protein-coupled receptor activity. Gene Ontology annotation, cellular component: membrane.